ACUUGGGUUGGGAGAGCAAUCGGUUGGUCUUGGCGAUAGUCUAGUUUGUGAUCUAGUUUAGUGGUUCGAUUGUUCGGUUGAGCACUGGAGGACUGUUUGAUUUGUGGAAGAUGUUUUUGAUAUUUCACAUCAUCAUAAGUCUAGUCCUAUUGCAGUCGAUCGGCUCAUCCUGCGGAGCUGAGUUCAUGACAGCUGGAAUUGCCGGCGGAGGUCCGCGAAUUUCGAUCAACACCCUUCAGAAGGACCAAAGUUUUGCCUCGUUUCCCAGCACCGAGUCUACCGUACUUAGGAUAGUUCCCACCGAAAUUGUAGUCAUCAAUAACAACACUAGUGAUAGUAGCAUUAGCAGUAGUAGCACAUCUAACCAAAGAACCACAAGUCCCCAAACCAUUAACCAAGUCAACGCCAGAGAAGCAUUCGGAGUGACGUGGAGUACGUUGAAAUACGUAAACAAAGCAGGAUAUGGUAAGAAAAGAAUCGACAAGAAAUCCUCUCAAGUUACCCAAGCGGUAGAUUUGGGCGACUGGCAUUGCCCAAAUAUAACACAAAACACAAACUUGGAAUGUGGAUGUGAUAUGCCUCACACAUUACGAUGCCGAGGAGACCUGCACGGGUUGGAGCUGAUUUCCGAUGGUUUGAAAACUUCCCCUUAUUCAGUUUCACUAUUGGACUGCACACUGAAGAACGUCACGGUAAUAAGCGACGCAAACAUUUUUGAAGGCGUCUCAUUACAAGGUCUAGUAAUAUCUUCCGGUGAGAUCAAACGAGUGAACCGACUGGCCUUUGCUGGGAUUAAGACUCCAUUACAAGCAUUAGGGUUACCAAACAACGCCUUGACUGUUGUCCCGAUGCAGUCACUUGCGUCUUUGCCUCAACUGGAUCGCCUAGACCUUUCGAACAAUAAGAUCAAAUCUAUACAAAGUACAGAUUUCAUUUCAAUUCCGAAGCUAUCGUACUUGGAAAUGAGUGAAAAUCAAAUUUCAUCGCUCGCUCCGAAAAGCUUCAUGCCGGUUCGAAACUUGAUCCACCUCAAGCUAAACGGCAACCGACUUGGAGAAUCACCAGAAACUAUGAAAGCUUUGGAGUCGUGCUUUAACCUCAGAGAGCUCGAUCUCCGAUCCAACACCAUUCGUGGCCCACUGAAAAACACCACCCUCCCGAUCAUCAAGGGCCUCGAAAUUCUAAACCUGGACAAAAACUCAAUCACCAGCAUCCAAAACGGCGCUCUGGAAGGACUGGCCUACCUCCAAAUGCUUUCCAUUCGCCACAACCAGAUUGACGUCCUUCAAGACCACGCCUUCUCCGGGUUGGCAUCGCUCCAGGUCUUGGAUUUAGGCCACAACGGCAUUGUUGCCAUAUCCGGAUCGUCGUUGAAACACCUUCCUCGGCUAAUCGUCCUCGAUCUCACGCACAACUUCCUCCGAGCGCUGACCUCGGACAUCGUAGCACCUUUACCAUCGCUCAAAGAACUCCGUCUCGAUGGAAACGAUAUCUCCAUCAUCGCCCAAAACGCCCUCUACAACGCCUCCUAACUACACAGCCUAUCCCAUGAGAACAACCCUCUGGCGUGCGACUGCUCAAUGAAGCCCUUCGUCGAGUGGCUUUCGACGUCGAGGAUUGCUUCGCAGGACGUGUUGGGUGCGGUUUGUGCCACGCCACCACAUCUGGAAGGAGCUUCGCUGCUUCAAAUUGAAACCGAUUCGAUGAACUGCAACGGCAAUGGUGGUGAUAGGGAGAAGGCUGACGAGAGCACGUUCAAGACAAUCGAGGUAAUGCUGAAGCUGAAGAAUAAUAUGUCCUACAUCAGAGAGAUCAGUUCGGAUGUGCAGCUUCGGGGCGUUAAUUUUACCGAUGAGAGCGACGUUUUUCUGCACUGGAGUAUGCACACGGACGAAUAUUCAUGCCGGUUUGUGUACGUGUUUCAUGAUGACGAUCCGGAGAAUAUUUUGUUCAACUCAGAGGUAUCCUGCAAUCAAUUACCAGAAGCGGCCAACGCUACGGAUUAUGUAUUUUUGACAAAACUGAUAGGAGCAUAUGAUCUCCAGAGCGAUCUAAGUUAUAAAUUUUGUCUCAUCAUGAAGGAAGACAUAUCUAAAGACGAAUACCUAGGAUCAUGCCAGGUGGCUGUACUUCCGACUCCCUACGUAAAUCGAUCGAAAACAAAAUCCAUUAAAAAGGAACUUAUCCCUGGUGCGGCCCCCAACACUAGGGAAAGUGAUAUCUCCGAUAUCAGCCGUAUCGUGGACAACGAGCAACGCAACGACGAACAGGAUGAUGACAAUAUGGACGUUGGAGGUGGUGCCGGUGAAUCCGACUCCUACUACGACGAGCUGCUGAUGACGCGCAUGGCAGACGAUCCCGAUCUGAUGAUCAACCGGAUGCGGCUAGAGGAGGAUGCCGCGGCAAGGCUGCCAUCGGUUGGAGUCAGUCGGAUAGUGCUUGAAGGGUUGGGAGCAUUCAUCAUGGUGACCACCGUGAUGGCAUUCAUAUGGGGUUUCAUACGGCUCAAAAGUGGACGGAGUAAUAUGCCAUCGAUGAGCACGUGUUACACGGUGGAUGAUCGAAGAGGUCCACUGCACGAGGUUGAGAGCAGAAAUAGGUAUUUUAAACUGCAAGCAACGACAAGUUUAUGAUAAUGAGAGAAUGAAUGUAAAUGAUAAAAGACGUUUAGUUUAAAAAACGAUUAAUUGGUCUCAAGAGAUUGAACUAUUUAUAUUCAAAAACAUUGUAAAAAAAAACGUUUGUAAAUACAACAAUUCUUGGUUACGAGAUGAUAUAUUUAUGCAGUAAAAGAAAGAAAAAGUUAGUUCAAAAAAUUAAAUAAGGAAGUAUGAUCUGUGAAAGUAUACCUACUAACUUUUACUACCAUAGAGAUAUCGCAUGAUUUCAAAGAACAUUUAACGUGCCAUUACUGAAAAGGUUUCAUUUUUUUGUGAAUAAAUCAUAAACCAUGAAUAUCAUA
Armigeres subalbatus is the source of this 2962-nucleotide messenger RNA. Its product is annotated as leucine-rich repeat-containing protein 40-like. The transcript has 4 exons. The record is from RefSeq and is a predicted model, not a curated record. Gene Ontology annotation, molecular function: protein binding. Lineage: Eukaryota; Metazoa; Arthropoda; Insecta; Diptera; Culicidae.